Messenger RNA from Colletotrichum truncatum, 777 nucleotides. RefSeq lists its product as uncharacterized. The record is from RefSeq and is a predicted model, not a curated record. Lineage: Eukaryota; Fungi; Ascomycota; Sordariomycetes; Glomerellales; Glomerellaceae.
AUGCACCACACUCGCAGGAAGUCGGGCAACACGUCCAUGACGGACGUGAAGAAGACCGUCACUGCUACUGAUCCCACCCGCUACAGCAAACGCCCUACAACCCUCUCCAGACGUCAAACACCUGUCACGGCGCAAAAGCUGGGCAAGAAUCCCAGAGAGCGGGAGCGUGAAUGGCAAGACUCGUGGGACGAUGAUCGGGAGAGCUUCCCUCAAUUCUGCAUGACCUGCGAAAAGCAAUUCGUACCCCAAGACCUCAAGACACUCUACUGCUCAGAAGCGUGUCGUCUACAUGACCAGCAAAGCGCAUCAAUCGGCAGAAGUCACAGCCAGGUGCACGCGGGCAACUACCCAUUCUACGCUGCAGGCAACCCCGAACCGAGAGACAUUGUCCCUCGCGCAUCUCCGUCAAGGCCAAACUCGAUGCACUUCUCCCCACCCUCGACCCCUGGGGCCACCAGCGGUGCUCAGUACUCAUCCGCCAUCUCCGCGUUGAGGUCCCUCAGCAUCCGGCCCCCAAGCCCGCCGUCCCCCACAUCGUCUCACCCCAGCUUGUGGCCCUUCAACAAGAGCAGCGCCGCCAGCCCCAGCUCCUCCUACAACCGCAGUGGCAGUGGGUUCUUCCCCGCAACCUACGACGGCGGUUACACGUCCACCGGCUACACCUACAACUACAGCUCCAGUGGCAUGGAUCGGCCGUUGCCGACGCGGAGACCCACUGGCCCGGGUUACUCAAGGCCAAAAAGCAUCGAAUUGGUCACCCCGAUGGUCGGUCGCUAA